AUGAACACUACAUUUCUAAGUUUUUCGGUCCUCCUUCUCCUGGUGGUGGUCUGCAAUGGCCUAAAAGAAGACGAUAAGAUUGAUAGGUUGCCGGGACAACCUUAUAAUGGGGUGGGCGACUUGAACCAAUAUUCAGGUUAUGUCCCGGUUAAUACCGAAGUUGGAAGAGCAUUCUUCUAUUACUUUGUUGAGUACUCGGGAAAAAAUCCAACAUGGAGGCCGCUCGUAUUGUGGCUUACUGGAGGAGUUUAUUGCUCUUCAGUUGGGAUUGGAGCAUUCACCGAAAUUGGACCCUUCAGGGUGAACAAAGAUAGCAAAACUCUUGACCUCAAUCAAUAUGCAUGGAGCCAAGAGGCCAACAUUCUGUUUGUUGACUACGAGGUGGGAGUUGGAUUUUCAUAUUCAAACACCAGUUCAGAUUACGAUACCUAUGAUUUCAGGGUUACAGUCCGUGAUACAUACGCAUUCUUACUCAACUGGUUACAAACGUUUCCCGAAUACAAAGACUCCGAUGUUUUUCUUGUCGGAGAAGGCUAUUCUGGCAAUAUUGCAAUCCAUAUCGGCCAAUUCCAUCUCCAAGAAUCCAAAUAUCCUAAUGCACCGAAGAUCAACCUCAAAGGAAUCGCCGUGGGAAAUGCAUUCAUUGACAUCGAAUCGGAGUACACAGGAUCUAAUGAGUAUGCUUGGUCGCAUAACCUGAUAUCAGAAGAAAUUUACUUGGGAAUCAAAACCAGCUGUACUUAUAAUUUUUCGGAUAUCAGCACCCAAUGGUCCGACAAAUGCCAGCAAUAUUUGGACAUGCAGAACAAUGCCCUUAAGAACAUAAACGUAUAUGACAUUUAUUCCCCUUUGUGUAAUUCUACUCCAGGGUCAACUCCUUAUGAUUACCAAGGGCCUUGCUCUGCUGAUUAUGUUUCGGAUUACUUUAACAAUCCUAACGUCCAGACUGCUCUUCAUGCCAAUCUAGCUGGUACACCUUAUCCUUGGAGCCUAUGCAACUACACGGCUGGCAAUUGGACUGAUUACCCCGACACUGCGUUACCAGCCAUCACCGAAUUAAUGGCACAAGGGAUUCAAAUUUUGAUUUACAACGGCGAUCUCGAUAGUUAUAGUUCAAUAACAUCUUCCAAAUAUGCCGUUGAUAAGUUAGGGUUAUCAGUGGUCACCCCAUGGUAUCAAUGGUACCACCAAAAUGAGGUGGGUGGCUUUGUGAUUGGAUAUGAAAAUUUGGUAUUUGCGAGUGUGAGAGGAGGUGGCCAUUUCGUUGCUGCAUCUCAACCAGCUAGGGCUCUUGAGCUUUUUACUUCCUUCAUCUUUGGAAGCCUUCCACCAUCUAAAUGA
Molecule: messenger RNA, 1341 nt
Organism: Oldenlandia corymbosa var. corymbosa
Lineage: Eukaryota; Viridiplantae; Streptophyta; Magnoliopsida; Gentianales; Rubiaceae
Source: the annotation of a GenBank genome assembly